This is a messenger RNA of Trichechus manatus latirostris (Florida manatee), 2359 nucleotides long. It is a transcript of the gene MBD4, whose product is annotated as methyl-CpG binding domain 4, DNA glycosylase. Bases 144 to 1865 code for a protein of 573 amino acids. Gene Ontology annotation, cellular component: nucleus. Gene Ontology annotation, molecular function: DNA binding; pyrimidine-specific mismatch base pair DNA N-glycosylase activity. Gene Ontology annotation, biological process: DNA repair. The record is from RefSeq and is a predicted model, not a curated record. Lineage: Eukaryota; Metazoa; Chordata; Mammalia; Sirenia; Trichechidae. The transcript has 8 exons.
UUUUUGGUUUCAGCCUAGAAUGCUGAACUGAAGGAACUUUCACGUCUUACUCCGUCCCGCUCUCGGCCAGCCCCUGGAGACUUCCUGGCUGCAAAGCUGCUCCCGUUGGUGCAGCCGGAGCCUGCGCGAGAAGCACGGCUGGGAUGGAGGGUCCGAGCACGGGCGAUUGCGGAGCUGACCCCUCGGUCGCCGCAAGUGAGCGCCUAGACCCGGACCGGCCGUGUCACCUCCGUGAGGAAGAUGUUGCUCUGGGAUCAGAAAGAGUAAGAGAAGAUGAGAAACAAACGGUGAUAAAAAGUAGCAGUGAGUGUAAUCCCCUGCUCGAAGAACCCAUUGCUUCUCAGUUUGGUGGUACUGCAGCGACAGAAUGCCAUAAGUCUGUCCCCUGUGGUUGGAAAAGAGUUGUGAAGCAAAGGUCAUCUGGGAAAACAGCAGGAAGAUUUGAUGUAUAUUUUGUCAGCCCUCAAGGACUGAAGUUCAGAUCUAAAAGUUCACUUGCUAAUUAUCUUCACAAAAAUGGAGAAACUUCUCUUAAGCCAGAAGAUUUUGAUUUUACUGUACUUUGUAAAAGGGAUAUCAAAUCAAGAUGUAAAGAUUGUAGCAUAUCACCUCUCACGUCCCAAGUGCAAAAGGAAAGUAACAAUUCAAACUGGAACCUCAGGACACGAAGGGGGCGAAAAAACGAUGUGUUUCCUAUGCCACAUGGUAGUUCAGAAUUGCAAGAUGGCAGAGGACUAUCUAAUCUUACUGCCAUUCAUUUGUCUUUGAAAGAAGAUGAGGGUGUUAAUGCUGUUGACUCCAGAAAGGUUAGAAAGUCGAAAGGAAAGAUGACUAUUUUGAAAGGAAUUCAAAUUAAGAAAACUAAAAAACGGUGUUCGAAGAGUCUUUCAGAUUCUGUUCAAAAUAAUAGAAAAAGAGAAUCUGUGUGUAGUGAAGCAGAUGUUGAAGGUGAGCCUGUUGCACAAGAGAGUCAGCUUGGUAGAACUCUGUAUAUUUCUGAUGUCAAAGCAAGUGACGAGACCCUCGUUGUGACCAAUGAAGAAAAGAGACUUGUAAAAGAGAAAUCAUUGCAAUCUGAAUCAAAUGUUCAUUUUGAAAAACUAACUUCUGGCAGCAUAAACAAAUUGUGUUUGACCAAAGAAGCAGAACACAACAAGAAAUGUGAGAAUACCUUUUUAGACUGUGAGGAAAUCAAAACCGAAGUAGAAGUUGGAGAGAGGAAGAAACAUUUGCAUACUGACGUUUUAAAAUGUGGCUCUGAGAUGGACAACAGCUGCUUACAAGCCGAGAAAAACUUUACUUCUGUGAAAAAAUUUCAAGAAGACACACCUGUUCCACGAACACAAAUAGAAAAAAGGAAAACAAGCCUGUAUUUUUCCAGCAAAUAUAACAAAGAAGCUCUUAGCCCCCCAAGACGAAAAGCUUUUAAGAAGUGGACACCUCCUCGGUCACCUUUUAAUCUCGUUCAGGAAACACUUUUUCAUGAUCCAUGGAAACUCCUCAUCGCGACUAUAUUUCUCAAUCGGACCUCAGGCAAAAUGGCAAUACCUGUGCUUUGGGAGUUUCUGGAGAAGUACCCUUCAGCUGAGGUGGCAAGAACCGCAGACUGGAGAGAUGUGUCAGAACUGCUUAAACCUCUUGGUCUCUACGAUCUUCGAGCAAAGACCAUUGUCAAGUUCUCAGAUGAAUAUCUGACAAAGCAGUGGAAGUAUCCGAUUGAGCUUCAUGGGAUUGGUAAAUACGGCAACGACUCUUACCGAAUUUUUUGCAUCAAUGAAUGGAAGCAGGUACACCCUGAAGACCAUAAAUUAAAUAAAUAUCAUGACUGGCUUUGGGAAAAUCAUGAAAAAUUAAGUCUGUUUUAAAAUUCAAGUUUGCAAAAAUGUUUAUAGCAUUGCUAUUUAACCUGGAUUCUGAAGAGCUCCACUAAAGCCCAGCCAGCUACCUCUGCUGGCACAGAUUUUAGUCAGUCCAGUAGAAGCCAGUGUGUGUCCUCUUAGUGUGCGUGCCACCUGUGAGUCUUUGUUACUGAAUGGACUAUACCUUGUUUUGGGAAUUUUUUUUUUUAAAUAAAUUAUUAUUUGACAGCAAUCCUAAAAAUGUAUAUAACUUUUCCAAUAUUGAAAUGUGAUGUGAAGGUGAAAAAACUUUCCUAAGCUAUCAAUAAUACAAAGCAAAUUCUAUCAACCCUGCUAGAGGAACGAUUAGGCUUUCUGUUCUCUUUCUGUAGAAAAUAAUAUUAUACAAUAAGUAUAUGAAGAAGCAAUCAGAGUUUGCAGCCAAACUUGUAAGAUAAAAAGUAUUACAGGGUGUUUUAGGCAGUUAAUAAAAAUAUUUAAAAAAAAAAAAAAAAAACCAA